UCUCUCUCUUUUUUUUUGUUAUAAAUCGUGUAUAAUCUGGCCUUUCUAGAAACUGUGUCUAUGGUUUCAGUUUUACCCAGAUAUCAGCCCACAUUAUUACAGUGCAUGCUCAGUGUGUAUGUUUGGGCAGGGCAGGAUAAUUUCACUAGUCAAACUCGGAUGCACCUUGGUUUCAGCCAAGUAAAUACAGUACGAUAUGUGUAGUAUUUACAUGUGAUUGCAUAGUCUGGAUUACAUUGCAAUCCCCCCCCAAAAAAACCUCGGUGAUCUGUCUACUUGGUCCCAGAUGACAGCACAGUGUGUAACGAAGGUGGAGCUGAGUGUCUCCUGUGACAACCUCCUGGAUAAAGAUGUGGUCUCCAAGUCUGACCCUUUGUGUGUGCUCCUCAUGAACAUGUCAGGAACGCAGUGGUUUGAGGUGGGCCGCACAGAACAAAUUAAAAACUGUCUUAACCCGCAGUUUUCCAAGAAGUUUGUCAUUGACUAUUACUUUGAGUUGGUGCAGAAAUUGAAGUUUGGUGUUUAUGACAUUGACAAUAAAACGAUUGACCUCAGCGAUGAUGACUUUCUUGGAGAAAUUGAAUGCACUGUGGGACAGAUUGUGUCAAGCAAGAAACUGACUCGACCACUUGUUUUAAAGAAUCAGAAGCCUGCAGGGAAAGGAACCAUUUCGAUUACUGCAGAGGAAAUAAAGGACAACAAAGUGGUCAAUUUUGAGGUGCAGGCCAGAAAACUUGAUAACAAGGAUUUCUUUGGCAAAUCAGACCCUUACUUGGAGUUCUACAAGCAAACUGACAGAGGAUGGCAGCUGGCACACAGAACAGAAGUCAUCAAAAACAACCUGAACCCUGUUUGGAAACCGUUCAAAAUACCUAUGCGGUCUCUUUGCAAUGGCGACUUGGAGAAGCCCAUCAAGGUGGAGUGCUAUGAUUAUGAUAAUGAUGGCUCACAUGAUCUGAUUGGAAUUUUUGAGACUAACCUAUCAAAACUGCAAGAAGCUUCACGAACUACACCAGCUGAAUUUGAAUGUAUUAACAUGAAGAAGAAGCAGAAGAAGAAACACUACAAAAAUUCUGGAGUUGUGAGUGUCAAAUCUUGCCAGGUUGUGAAGGAGUAUACAUUUUUAGAUUACAUCAUGGGUGGAUGCCAGAUUAAUUUUACUAUUGGAAUAGAUUUCACUGGGUCUAAUGGAGACCCUCGGUCACCAGAGUCUCUUCACUACAUUAGUCCUCAGGGGUUUAAUGAAUAUCUCAUGGCCAUCUGGUCUGUUGGGAUGGUGAUUCAGGAUUAUGACAGUGACAAAAUGUUCCCGGCUUUUGGGUUUGGCGCCCAAAUACCACCAUCUUGGCAGGUAUCACAUGAGUUUCCAUUAAACUUCAAUCCAGCCAACCCAUUCUGUGCAGGGAUACAGGGAGUAGUGGAUGCUUACAGAGCCUGCCUUCCUCAAGUGAAGCUGUAUGGACCAACUAAUUUCUCUCCAAUAAUAAACCACGUUGCCAAGUUUGCUUCAGAAGCAGCACAACAGAACUCUGCAGCAAAGGCUGCCACUCAAUAUUUUGUCCUCCUGAUCAUUACUGAUGGUGUAAUAACAGACUUGGAUGAAACCAGGAAUGCUAUUGUAAAUGCUUCGAGGCUUCCCAUGUCAGUCAUCAUUGUUGGUGUGGGAGGAGCAGACUUCAGUGCCAUGGAGUUUCUAGACGGAGACGACGGGACUCUCAGAUCACCCACUGGCCAACCAGCUGUCAGAGAUAUAGUGCAGUUUGUGCCUUUCCGGAAAUUCCAAAAUGCUCCGAAAGAAGCUCUUGCCCAAUGUGUAUUAGCAGAAGUGCCUCAGCAAGUGACGUCAUAUUUCAACAUGUGUAACCUGAGUCCUCCCAAUGACCCGACCCCUGCUGCAAGUUCAUGAGGAAGCAUGACUCUUAUGCCCUGCAGAGAAAACAAACAGAUAUUCGUAACAAGGCUGUUUUUCUGAGUGCGAGUAAUACACAAUUAAUUUUUUUAUUACUCGGAAUUGGGGGUGGGGGCGGGGGGGUGCCUUGAAUCAGCUACUGGUUCCAGUAGGAUAGUGACGACUGCCAAUCUCAAGUCUGGAGCCAAUCCUGGGGGGAUGCAGUCUGUGGUUGAAUUCGUUCAUACAUACUCUUUCUAGAAACACAUUAUUUUAAAAGAAAGUUUUUUUUUUUUUUAGUCCAUGUUAGGUUUGUUUAACCCUUGUUUAAUCCAUGUGCCUGUAAAAUAACUUUCCACAUACACACACUGUUGUACAUAAAGUCAAAUUAUUAUUUUUUGGUAAAGAUAUUUUCCACGCCUACUUUUUUUAUUAGUUGUGCGCCCUUUUUGAAGGGCAACGCAUUGUAGUUUCAUCCCUAGUUUUUCACUUCAACAUAUAUGUAUCUUAUCACAAGUGUGUUUUUGGAAAUACUGUGUGUUUUUGCAUUUUUGAGGUUACAGAUUCAGUAAGAACCUAUUAACCUAAUAUUAAAAAAAAAAACCAACUGACACUCAAAUAAUAAAUAGUAUGUCUUGUCUUAGUUUAUCUUCUCUGAUUGAUCUCAUCGUACUUUACUGUGCACUGAAGUGCACCCCUCCAAUCAAAACGAUAGCAAGUAAAAAAACACAAAUAAAUAAGUACGUCUUGAAGAUUUGCAAUCUGCUCUUAAGUGGUCUCCAUUUUAACUGUCUACAUUAAUCACUGAUACUUUAUAUAAAUAUAUUCAUAUGAAUAAAUCUUGCUCAAUAAAAGUAAAAUUGACACAUUAGAACUUAAAAACGAUAAAUAAAAAAACGUUUAAUAAACAGUAAAGCAGUGUAUGGUCCCUUUCAGAGUGAAGAUCAGGACACAUAAAUGGAUUUAAUGAAUGUUGUUAGCCCCGCCCACUUCCGCUGAUGUCACCCGAGUGUCUGAAUAAGUAUUGGUUUUCGAGUACGAUUGCCAGUACUGUGAUGGGUUUUUUGCACACGCAUAAUUCAUAGUGUAAUCCACGUUUAACAAUCAAAAAUAUGCGUUCAACUUUGUUGAUUUAAAUCAUAUUUGUGAUAGUUUUGUCUUAAGAUUUAAACUGUAUAUUUUGUCUAGUAUGUGUUUUAAGUGCCAAUUAGUAUAGAAAACUACUUUUUAAUGCUUAAGGGUGGUUUGUGAUUGGAUGUUCAUCUCUGCAAAGCCUGGACUCAGCUGUUAUAUCAUUGGGCUGCUUGUAUGGCAUGCCAAGUUCCUAGUAUACGUAAAAUAAAGACUACCAUUAUAUUUCAGUGGUGUCAUAAAAAUAAAAUCAUGUACUAGUCUUUCAUAAACAUUUAAUAUUUAAGUAAACAUCUGAAAUUGAGACAAUCAAGUAAAACAGAAGUGUCCAAAAAUUACUUAUUCCUUUCAGUUUUCAGCUGUAUUGUAUUUGUAUUUGAAGGUUUUAUAUUUCCAAGCAUUACACAUUACAUAGUAAUGUUUUCAAAUGUUGUUGAAAUGUAACAUUUUUUUUUUUUUUGUAUUCAUAUUUUGCUUCGGAAUUUCAAAUUCAGAUAUUUCACACAAUAAUUGAAAACUACAGAUGUUAAGAAGUGCCAGUAUGGAUGAUAGCUUUUUGUAUUGAAAAAAUGGGAUGGUGUGAAAACUUUUGGGGCAACUAUGACAAAUGAACAAUGUGUGCAUAAUAGUUUACACAUGCAAUAUGUGUUCAAAAUAACAUGGCUUUGCUGCAUUUUAUUAAAUGGGGAAUAUGCUUAGCUGCUGUUAAGCCAGACUCUCAUAUACAUUGUAUACUGUAUCAUUGCUCAUUAUUAUAAAUAUUACUGCACUUGUUUAAACAAAUAAAAUCUAAUUACAAACUUGCUUUUA
Polyodon spathula (Mississippi paddlefish) is the source of this 3829-nucleotide messenger RNA. Its product is annotated as copine-3-like. The transcript is spliced from 16 exons. Gene Ontology annotation, cellular component: plasma membrane. The coding region runs from base 287 to 1906 and encodes 539 amino acids. Gene Ontology annotation, biological process: cellular response to calcium ion; ERBB2 signaling pathway. The record is from RefSeq and is a predicted model, not a curated record. Gene Ontology annotation, molecular function: calcium-dependent phospholipid binding; receptor tyrosine kinase binding. NCBI's taxonomy places the organism in Eukaryota, Metazoa, Chordata, Actinopteri, Acipenseriformes, Polyodontidae.